Contarinia nasturtii (swede midge) is the source of this 615-nucleotide messenger RNA. RefSeq lists its product as uncharacterized. The transcript is spliced from 3 exons. The record is from RefSeq and is a predicted model, not a curated record. Bases 59 to 475 code for a protein of 138 amino acids. Lineage: Eukaryota; Metazoa; Arthropoda; Insecta; Diptera; Cecidomyiidae.
CCACAAUGGAUCAUCAUUCGAAAAGAUUUGUUUCAAUCGCAAAUACUCCAAACUCAAAAUGUUGUUCCGAUUCUUACUUGUAGUCGCUGUUACUUUGCUCGUAAACAUUUCCGAAAAUUCGGAAGUGAAUGCAAGCGCAAUUGCGAUAAGUGAAGCAGAGGCUCUAGCAGACCCAAUUGCUGAGCCGAUCGCCGAAGCAGAUCCAGAACCAAUCGCUGAACCAGAGCCACUUUUUGGUCUCAAAAAUAAAAAAGCAACCACAGCCUCAUCUUCAAAAAUCACGAAGAGGAUCACAUAUAUUAUUAGACAGAAAAGUAACAAAAAAAGACCAAGCGGUAGUUGCAAAUGUAAACGAUGCUGUAAAUCAAGCACCGCAAGCACCGCAAGCACAGCAGGCACAGCUAGUACAGCUAGCACAGCUAGUACCGCUAGCACCGCUAGCACCGCAAGCACUGCUUCCACAGCUUCAACAUAGACACGCAAAGCUCCUUCGAGUUUUCGACUAUUUUGGAGAGACUACGACUUUUAAUUGGACAUUCUCUUAUUUAUUCCAUUUUUGCUUUACAUUUGUUAACUCAUCACCAAAAUUGAAAUAAAAACAGCACAAUUGAAAAA